This is a messenger RNA of Dentiscutata erythropus, 165 nucleotides long. The record is from the annotation of a GenBank genome assembly. NCBI's taxonomy places the organism in Eukaryota, Fungi, Glomeromycota, Glomeromycetes, Diversisporales, Gigasporaceae.
AUGUAUUCUCAAAUAUUUGAGGAUGUUGGCUGGUGGAAACUUUUUAAACUUGUUAUUACAGUUUCGAAGGUUAUAACAUGUUUAACACCUUGUUCACCUUAUUUACCUUCAUCAUGGGUGUUUUAUCCUAUCCUUGUUUUUGCAAUAUUGGACCUUUUGUCGUAA